AUGUCUAAACUUUUAUAUUUCAUAAUAUUUCUAUGUAUUGGUGCUAAAAGCGCAAAAAAAUAUAAUGAUGAAGAAAAGCCGGCGUGGGCUAAAAAAGAUAUCCGCGAUUUCAGUGAUGCUGACAUGGAACGUCUUUUCGAUCAAUGGGAGGAAGAUGAAGAACCCUUGCCGGAAGAUGAACAACCGGAAUACAUGCGAAAGCCUCCUUCUAUAGAUUUGAACAACUUAGAUAUGUCAAAUCCAGAAGCAGUUUUACAAGCAACCAAAAAAGGUCAAACUUUAAUGAUGUUUGUUACUGUAGCCAACAAGCCUUCUCGGGCAAGGUCGGAAGAAUUAACUAAAAUAUGGCAGAGUGGAUUAUGGAGCAAUCACAUACAGGUUGAAAGAUACUUAAUAGAUGAUGAUAGGGCAAUAUUCAUGUUUAAAGAUGGUUCUCAAGCUUGGAUUGCCAAAGAUUACCUCUUGGAACAAAAUGAACUCAAGAAUGUUCAAUUAGAAAGUCAAACAUAUGAUGGAAAAAAUCCAGAUGUCAAAAAUACUGCUGUAAGGGAUGAGCUU
This is a messenger RNA of Brenthis ino (lesser marbled fritillary), 558 nucleotides long. Lineage: Eukaryota; Metazoa; Arthropoda; Insecta; Lepidoptera; Nymphalidae. The record is from the annotation of a GenBank genome assembly.